AUGUACGGCAACUCCAAGUACCGCUACAACCACGCCCAGGAGGGCAAGAAGAUCGCCACCCGUGACCAAAUGAAGUACGUGAACCCUGCCGGCAAAGUCACGAAGCCCGCGAAGCCACUGAAGCCGGUCCAGGUCCAACCCGCGAAACCCGUCAAGGUCAAGAAGACGCUCCAGCAGAAGAUCGCCGAGAUGUCGGCAAGUCUCUCCGAGAUGCAGACCACCGAGAAAGUCCAGUCCGAGCUGCUCGCCAGGUGCCUCAAGAGCGAGGCGGCCGCGGAGGCGCUGCUGAAGAAGGCCGUCAAGCCGGAGGACAAGCUGAAGGCGACCAACAUGUGCAAGAUGCUCAAGACGAAGAUUGUCGCUGUUGAGAAGAAGCUAACCAACAACCGCUGCGACAUGGCGAUGGUGACCGACCGGCUGGAGGAGUACCAGCGUCAGGAAGCCUGCGGCUCUUCGGCUUCUUCCGAAUCUGGCGAAUCGGUCGACAAGUACGCGCAUCUUCCGGACGUCGAUGAGUGGCUCGCCAAGUGCACAACCCUGAAGGGCCUGAGCGAC
This is a messenger RNA of Mesorhabditis spiculigera, 555 nucleotides long. The record is from the annotation of a GenBank genome assembly. NCBI's taxonomy places the organism in Eukaryota, Metazoa, Nematoda, Chromadorea, Rhabditida, Rhabditidae.